Guillardia theta CCMP2712 is the source of this 1725-nucleotide messenger RNA. RefSeq lists its product as hypothetical. The transcript is spliced from 2 exons. Gene Ontology annotation, molecular function: ribonuclease P activity; protein binding. Gene Ontology annotation, cellular component: mitochondrion. NCBI's taxonomy places the organism in Eukaryota, Cryptophyceae, Pyrenomonadales, Geminigeraceae. The record is from RefSeq and is a predicted model, not a curated record. Bases 1 to 1725 code for a protein of 574 amino acids. Gene Ontology annotation, biological process: tRNA 5'-leader removal.
AUGGCGACCAAGAAAGGAUCGCAGGCGUUGCGCAUGUACGUGUCGAAGAUACGACAGGCGGUGAGGGAGGGGAAGGUAGAAGAUGGUCUUGCUCUCCUGCGCGAGAUGCUCUCCCUCGGUCAUCAGCCUCCUUCCUUCGUCUUCUCUCAUGUCCUCUACCUCCUUGAGACUCAGGGGCCUUCGAGGUUCGGGGAUGUUCAGGAGCUCAUGAAGGUCAUGAAGGAGCAGAACGUGCAGCCGGAGGAAGCGUUCUUCACUACCCUCAUUCGCUUCCACCUGGCCAUGGGAAACCCUUCGAGCGCGAGGGAGGUGCUGGGGGAGAUGAUGAAGGCUGAAAAUACUCUGCCGAAGCGAAGGACGUUCCUCCCAGUGCUGGAGGCCGUCUGCGAGGGCGGGAACGAGGAGGAGGCGUUCAAGAUGCUGACACUGAUGCGCGAACUUGGCAUCGUCAUGGGGGAGUCCGAGUUCAUCUACCUGGUCAAGCUCUGCUCGUUCGAUUACGCUCGCCAUCGCAUGCCAGAGGUUCUGGAGGAGAUGAGGCAGGUGCUCUACGGCAUCCAGCAGCCUCUGGCGGAGGAGCUGAGAAAUUGGUUUGAGAAGACGCACAACGUGAGCACGGGACGCAUCACUGAGUUCGGCAUGUGCUCCGUGUGCCAGGCGCGCCUUGGCAUCGUGGAUGUCAAGGAGGAGCAGGUUGCACGGAUGUGCGAGGAUUUAGAGAAGAUGAUUCAGUUGGAUCUUGACGGCAAGAGCAACAGCCAUGAGCUCGCACUCCAGGACAACGUCUUCCGCACGGGGACGCCGCAGGGGUUGAGGGGAGGAACGCACUUCAAGACGUUCAAGGCAUGGCUGGAGAAGAAUGGGCCAUGGGAUGUGAUAGUCGACGGGGCCAACGUAGGAUACUACGGCCAGUCAGGGAACCAGAGGAGGGACCUACAGCUGAACUAUCAUCAGAUAGACCGAGUGAUCCGCUCUCUGCAGAGGAGAGGACAUAGCGUUCGGGUGUUGCUGAUCCUGCAUGCUCAGCAUAUCAAGAAGGCACGUCACAAUCCAGACGCGCUGAAGAUGGUAGAACGGUGGUUGUCGGAAGGAAUCAUAUACGUGACACCAUCUGGUAUGAACGACGACUGGUUCUGGAUCUAUGCUGGGCUGUGGAGCACAAGGAAGCUCAAGUCGACGCUGAUCCUCUCCAACGAUGGCAUGCAAGAUCACCAUUACGCGCUGGUGGAAACCUCGAGGAAGUUCGGGGGGGAGGUGAACAGCAAGAGGAUGAUGGCAGACACUAUCAGCUACCACAAGGAGUUCCUUAAGUGGAAGGAAAGGCACUGGGUCACCUACGAAUGGUCCCGCUCCGUAGGAAGGAUAGUCUUCAACUUCCCACUCCCCUACUCCACGUGUAUCCAGGGCAGUCUGGCCCAGCCUUCCCCAUCCUCCUCCUCCUCCUCCUCCUCCUCCAAGUUGCAGGCCCGCAAGAUUGACCAGCUGAUCACGUCUGCUCUCAACACAAAACUUGAGGACGUGACGUGGCAUUUUCCAAUCGCAACAUCGACUGAGGAAGAGUUGGAGGAUGUGCCGAGGAGCAGCAAACACAAAGAACCUUCGGACCAGCUUCCUUUCUCUGUCACUAAGUCCUCGACCUGGCAGGGGAUGCGUCAUGUACAGCCCAACUCAACACUCCUCCUCUCGCUCCGUCGAUCAUGGAUGCUGUGCUCCAGACUGGUCUGA